This is a messenger RNA of Heterocephalus glaber (naked mole-rat), 4478 nucleotides long. The record is from RefSeq and is a predicted model, not a curated record. NCBI's taxonomy places the organism in Eukaryota, Metazoa, Chordata, Mammalia, Rodentia, Bathyergidae.
GUCAUCACAUCACAUUGCAUAACUAUUGUUUGCGAUUUUAAGCUUUACAAGUACGUAUGAGUCACGAAAAGGUAAGUGUAAUAAUUUCUUUAUGUAACAAGACCAAGUUUUUCUUAAUCAUUGCAAUAAUAAGAUUGGGCUCUAGGCGCCGCUGUUCACCAAUCAGGGAAUGGGAGGCAGAGAGACACUGAGUUCCCCUCCCCGACCUCUACCACACAAAGCAGAAUGAGAUGGACACUCACCGAUCCUGAUGCUGGAAACUUAAAAGCGCUGUCUUCGGCUUUCUAAUAUAUUUUGGAUGCGGAAGGCCUGGGAAACAAACUGGCUCAAGACACUACGGAUUAUUUGCUCAGACCCUGCCAUGGAAAAUCCGCAACUGCGUAAGGAUCGCAGCGGGCUGCUCCUGCUGUGCUUUAUCCUGGGGACGCUGUGGGGUUUGGGGGACGGGCAGAUCCGAUACUCUGUGCCGGAAGAGACCGACAGAGGUUUCUUUGUGGGCAACAUCUCCAAGGACCUGGGGCUAGAGCCUCAGGAGCUGGCGGAGCGUGGAGUCCGCAUCGUCUCCGGAGAAAAGACGCAGCUUUUCGCUCUGAACCCGCGAGGCGGCAGCUUGGUCACCGCGGGCAGGGUAGACCGGGAGGAGCUCUGUGAGACGGUAUCCUCCUGCUUUUUAAGUAUGGAGAUUCUCGUGGAGGACACCUUGAAGAUUUAUGGCGUGGAGGUGGAAAUAAUUGAUAUUAAUGAUAACGCCCCUACCUUCCGGGAAGAGGAAGUAGAGAUAAAAGUCAGUGAGCACGCAACUCCUGGAUCGCGAUUUCCUCUUCCUAACGCUAGGGAUCCGGAUGUGGGGGCGAACUCUCUCCAGAGCUACCAGCUCAGCCCUAAUAGUUACUUUUCUUUGCAAGUGCGAGGGGGAGCUGAUGGGGUCAAGAAUCCGGAGCUGGUGCUGGAGGGAGGCCUGGACCGGGAGAAAGCAGCAGCUCACCACCUCCUCCUCACAGCGGCAGAUGGAGGCGAUCCCAUCCGCAAGGGCACCAUUCCCAUUCGCGCGGUGGUCCUCGAUGUAAAUGACCACAUCCCAAAGUUUACACAGCCUGUGUAUCAGGUGAGUGUUCCCGAAAACCUCAGCUCAGGAACUCGGGUGCUCGUGGUAAACGCAACAGAUCCAGACGAAGGGACAAACGGGGAAGUGAUGUAUUCAUUCCGAAAUAUGGAAAGCAAAGCUUCUGAAAUAUUCCAGAUGAACUCGAAAACUGGAGAAGUUCUAGUACAAGGACCUCUUGAUUUUGAAAAAUACAAAUUCUAUGAGAUGGAAAUUCAAGGCCAAGAUGGUGGAGGGCUUUUAACCACUGCUAAGAUGUUGAUCACAGUUGUAGAUGUGAAUGAUAAUGCCCCAGAAAUUACUAUUACCUCUUCUGUUAAUUCAUUGCUGGAAAAUUCUCCUCCAGGUUCAGUAAUUGCUCUUCUAAAUGUGCGAGAUCGAGAUUCUGGAGAAAAUGGUCAGGUCUCCUGUUUCAUUCCUAAUAAUCUUCCUUUUAAAUUAGAAAAGACUUAUGGAAAUUAUUACAAGUUGAUAACAAACAGUGAGCUGGACAGAGAGCAAAUCCAGAGCUACAAUGUAACACUGACAGCCAAAGACCAGGGAAGCCCACCCUUGUAUACAGAAGCUCACCUCUUGCUGAAUGUGGCAGAUGACAAUGAUAACCCUCCAGUUUUCUCCCAAUCCUCUUACUCUGCCUAUAUUCCUGAAAACAACCCCAGAGGAGCCUCCAUCUUCUCAGUGACUGCUGUGGACCUGGACAGCAAAGAGAAUGCCCAUGUCACUUACUCUCUAAUGGAGGACACUAUCCAGGGAGUGCCUCUAUCCUCCUAUGUAUCUAUUAAUUCAGAUACAGGCAUCCUGUACUCACUGCAAUCCUUUGACUAUGAACAGUUCCAAAACUUGCAACUGAGAGUGGCUGCACGUGACAGCGGGAACCCACCACUCAGCAGCAAUGUGUCGCUGAGCCUGUUUGUGCUGGACCAAAAUGACAACACCCCUGAGGUCCUGUAUCCCACCAUCCCUACAGAUGGUUCCACUGGUGUGGAGUUGGCACCCCGCUCAGCAGAGCCUGGUUAUCUAGUAACCAAGGUGGUGGCAGUGGACAGAGACUCUGGACAGAAUGCCUGGCUGUCCUACCGCCUGCUUAAGGCCAGCGAGCCAGGGCUUUUCAUGGUGGGGCUGCACACAGGCGAGGUACGCACAGCCCGGACACUGUUGGACAAAGAUGCGCUCAAGCAGAGCCUCGUGGUGUCUGUCCAGGACCAUGGCCAACCUCCCCUGUCGGCCACCAUAACGCUCACAGUGGCGGUGGCUGACAGCAUCCCAGAAGUUCUGGCCGACUUGGGGAAUCUGGAGUCUUCGGCCAAUCCUGAUGAAUCAGGCCUCACACUCUAUCUAGUUGUGGCCAUCACCGCAGUCUCCUGCAUCUUCCUCAUUUUCGUCAUCGUGCUGCUGGCACUCAGACUUCGGCACUGGCACUCCUCUCGCUUUCUCCAGGCAGCAGGCAGUGGAUUAGCAGGUUUACCCACCUCAAAUUUUGUAGGUGUGGACGGGGUGCAUGCUUUCCUGCAGACCUAUUCCCAUGAGGUCUCACUCACCAAGGACUCGAGGAAAAGCCACUUGAUCUUCCCGCAGCCCAACUACAUGGACACCCUUAUCAGCCAGGGGAGCUGUGAGAAAAGCGAGCCUCUCUCGAUAGACUCAGCUACCAUUUUGGGCAAAUAUGACCCAACAAAUAAUCAGGUGAGAUCUAUUUCUCUGCCUCCCAAUUUUUUAUAUCUUGCCACAAGUCUUUUAAGGGAAUUUUUGCUGAGCCUGUUAUGAAAACUGGGGUUUGGGUAAACAUAGUUCAUACAUAUUUAGAGUGAUGCAUGUGAGUUUGUGUACUUUACCUUUUAUCGGAUUGCCAUCAGCUUUCAGAAAGGCUUGUGAAAGUGUGAAAGUCUCAUUUAUAUUUUUAGACCUGGCAUAUUUUCCUUUGAUUAGAAAGGAUCAGUUCAACUACCAUGGCUUGCUUUGCAAUAAGGUGAAUUUUAGUAUUAUUUUUCUAUCAUCAUUGUCUGUCGCUAUCAGUGCAAACUGAUCAUGAUUCAAACUAAUGAUUUACAAACAUUUUAUUUAUUUCAAUUUCACAGUGUCUAUUUCAAUUUCUCAGUAUCUCCAUUGAUUUAUAGUUAUAUCCUACCAGCCUGUACUAUUACUUCUAAUGUUCACAUUUAACCUUGUUGAUGUAGUAGUACUCUCUCCUUGGCUCUUUCUGAUUUAUUUAUCUGUGCACACAUGAGUAUACAUAUAGGCUUUUUUCUGAGCAUGAAAUAAUUCUAUUUUACUUUUUGAAGGCUGGUAAUAUAUUUAGAUCUUGUUGACUUUCAACAUUGUCUCAUUUCUUUAUGCUAUCAAAACAGACAUAUUAACUAGGUUUUCUUGGAGAGAAAAUGCAGAAUUCUUUUUUUUUAAGUUCCAGAUAUCUUUUCUAUUACUAUAGGAAAGUCAUUAGAUUGUUCUUAAAGAAAUAAUUGAAUUGUUGGGCUGAUGUUAUUUCCUUUCAUUCUUUUACUUUAAUGUCUUUGUAGAUAGCUUUUGUUGUAGCAGAUUCACUUGUGGAAAUCAUUUUAAUCCAGGGUUUCUCAAAAAAUUGUUUUCAAAUAUGCUAAAAAUGGUUUCACUUUUCAGUUUCUUCCAGUGGAACAGGUGAGGUGAGCGAAGGUAUUAGGAUUUUAAAGAGACUGAUAUAAGUUCUAGGGGUAUGGCUCAGUGGUAGAGCAUGUGCUUCCUGGAGGUGAACUGUGGGGGGAUGGGGGACUGAGUAUUCCUCUGAAUAUUUUUUGUUCAUUUUCAGUUUACCUAGGAGUGAUGGAUUCUUCUCUCUCUUUCUUCUGUCUUUCUUUCUUUUUUCUUUCUUUUAUAAGCACAUUUUGUAUUACAUAUAAGUAUAUUGAAUUACAGUCUUUAGAAACAACUUGUUAUUGAAGUCUUGGUGGUUAUCUAAUUACAUUCAUGUUAUCUGAAGCAAGAUCUAGGAAAGCCAGGUGAGGUGGAGACAUGUAUGGGCUGUUUGAUCACAGGAUUCAUUUCCAUAAUCAGUUUAGCUCAGCACUCUCCCACUGGCUUCUAAGUCUUUGACCCAAAUUAUGUGUAUGUUGUAUGUUAAUGUUCCCUUUCAAGUUCCCUUAAGAGGUGACCUUCUUAUAAUUAACUGGAAAUUGAUUAGUUCUUGGACAAAAAAUUCCAACAGCAGGAAAGGCAAACCUUCUAACAGAUGCCUAAGUUUGUCUGGGAGUCAAGAAAAAUUAAUGAAAAGUAUAUAAUAUACUUGACUGGAAGAGGUAAGUCAUUCCAUGUUUUUAAGCACAGUCUAAACUAGUUAACAGUGGAUAACCAAUAUCUUGGAGAACAAAAAGGAAAGAUUGGCUUUGAAACUUGGUAUUAAGGUUAU